Molecule: messenger RNA, 4453 nt
Organism: Mugil cephalus (flathead mullet)
Lineage: Eukaryota; Metazoa; Chordata; Actinopteri; Mugiliformes; Mugilidae
Gene: ipo5
Product: karyopherin (importin) beta 3
Exons: 26
Coding region: 91-3372 (1093 amino acids)
Biological process (GO): protein import into nucleus
Cellular component (GO): cytoplasm; nucleus
Molecular function (GO): protein binding; nuclear import signal receptor activity
Source: RefSeq, a predicted model, not a curated record
CGGGGCAGCGUUGUGUGACCGAGGAAGGGUCUACCGGGUUCAUUUCGCCGCUUCUCCACCCGGCUGCUCUCUUUUUUGGCUCUCACUGCAAUGGCGGAACAGCAGCAGUUCUACCUCUUGCUGGGCAACCUGAUGAGCCCUGACAACACCGUCAGGAAGCAAGCGGAGGAGACCUAUGACACCAUCCCAGGCCAGAACAAGAUCACAUUCUUGCUGCAGGCCGUCAGAGAUGCAUCAGCUGCAGAGGAGGUCAAACAGAUGGCGGCGGUGCUGCUGCGGCGGCUGCUGUCGUCGUCCUUCGAGGAGAUCUACCCGGGCCUGACCAUGGAGAUGCAGACGGCCAUCAAGACAGAGCUGCUGACCUGCAUCCAGCAGGAGGCCUCGCCGAACAUCCGCAAGAAAGUCUGCGACAUCGCGGCCGAGCUCACCCGCAACCUCAUCGAUGACGAUGGUAACAACCAGUGGCCGGAGGUGCUCAAGUUUCUCUUUGACUCGGUGAACUCCGACAGCGUCAACCUGCGAGAGGCCGCCCUGCACAUUUUCUGGAACUUUCCCGGAAUCUUUGGCAACCAGCAGCAGCACUACAUGGAAGUCAUCAAGCGCAUGCUGGUGCAGUGCAUGCAGGACCAGGCGAACCCACAGAUUCGUACCUUGGCAGCUCGGGCUGCGGCGUCCUUCGUCCUGGCCAAUGAGAGCAACACCGCUCUGCUGAAGCACUUCGCCGACCUGCUGCCAGGUAUCCUGCAGGCGGUGAACGAGUCCUGCUACCAGGGAGACGACUCCGUGCUCAAGUCUUUAGUGGAGAUCGCAGACACUGCGCCCAAAUACUUGAGACCCAACCUGGAGGCCACGCUGCAGCUCUGUCUGAAGUUGUGCGCCGACACCAACCUGACAAACAUGCAGAGGCAGCUGGCUCUGGAAGUCAUCGUCACCUUGUCGGAGACGGCAGCAGCCAUGUUGAGGAAACACACGGCGAUAGUCGCUCAGAGCGUGCCCCAGAUGCUGGCUAUGAUGGUGGACCUGGAGGACGACGACGAGUGGGCCAUGGCCGACGAGCUGGAGGACGACGAUUUCGACAGUAACGCCGUGGCGGGGGAGAGCGCUCUGGACAGAAUCGCCUGCGGCCUGGGAGGAAAGAUCAUCCUGCCCAUGAUCAAACAGCACAUCAUGCAGAUGCUGCAGAACCCUGACUGGAAGUACCGCCACGCUGGGCUGAUGGCGCUGUCUGCCAUCGGCGAGGGCUGCCACCAGCAGAUGGAGGCCAUCCUGCAGGAGAUCGUCAGCUUCGUCCUCCUGUUCUGCUCCGACCCUCAUCCCAGAGUGCGCUACGCCGCCUGCAACGCGAUCGGACAGAUGGCCACAGACUUCGCUCCAACCUUUCAGAAGAAGUUCCACGAUAAGGUGAUCUCAGCCCUGCUUCAGACCAUGGAGGACCAGACCAACCCCCGGGUGCAGGCUCACGCCGCCGCCGCCCUCAUCAACUUCACAGAGGACUGUCCCAAAUCGCUGCUCAUCCCUUAUCUGGACAGCCUGGUGCAGCACCUCCACGUCAUCAUGGUCGCCAAGCUGCAGGAGCUCAUCCAGAAGGGAACCAAGCUGGUCCUGGAGCAGGUGGUGACGUCCAUCGCCUCGGUCGCCGACACGGCCGAGGAGAAGUUCGUGCCGUAUUACGACCUGUUCAUGCCGUCGCUCAAACACAUCGUGGAGAACGCCGUGCAGAAGGAGCUCCGGCUGCUGCGCGGAAAGACCAUCGAGUGCAUCAGUCUCAUCGGCCUGGCCGUCGGCAAGGAGAAGUUCAUGCCAGACGCCUCGGACGUCAUGCAGCUGCUCCUCAAGACCCAGACGGACUUCAACGACUUGGAGGACGACGAUCCUCAGAUCUCGUACAUGAUCUCAGCCUGGGCCAGGAUGUGCAAGAUCCUGGGGAAGGAGUUCCAACAGUACCUGCCCGUGGUGAUGGGCCCCCUGAUGAAGACCGCCUCCAUCAAGCCCGAGGUGGCCCUGCUGGACACCCAGGACAUGGAGAACAUAUCGGAGGACGACGGCUGGGAGUUCGUGAACCUGGGGGACCAGCAGAGCUUCGGCAUCAAGACGGCCGGCCUGGAGGAGAAGGCCACGGCCUGCCAGAUGCUGGUGUGUUACGCCAAAGAGCUGAAGGAAGGCUUUGUGGAAUACACAGAGCAGGUGGUGAAGCUGAUGGUUCCUCUACUCAAGUUCUACUUCCAUGAUGGUGUGCGGGUGGCGGCGGCCGAGUCGAUGCCCCUGCUGCUGGAGUGCGCUCGGGUCCGAGGGCCGGAGUACCUCACCCAGAUGUGGCACUUCAUGUGCGACGCCCUCAUCAAGGCCAUCGGCACCGAGCCCGACUCGGACGUCCUCUCGGAAAUCAUGCACUCUUUCGCCAAGUGCAUCGAGUUGAUGGGAGACGGCUGUCUGAACAACGAGCAUUUUGAAGAGCUGGGAGGAAUCCUAAAAGGGAAGCUGGAGGAGCAUUUUAAGAACCAGACGCUCAGACAGGCCAAGAGAGAGGACGAAGACUAUGACGAGCAGGUGGAGGAAACACUACAAGACGAGGAUGAGAAUGACGUGUACAUCCUCACCAAAGUCUCGGACAUCCUGCACUCGGUGUUCAGCAGCUACAAAGAGAAGGUGCUGCCGUGGUUCGAGCAGCUGCUGCAGCUCAUCGUCCAGCUAAUCUGUCCCAACAGGCCGUGGGCCGACAGGCAGUGGGGCCUGUGCAUCUUCGACGACGUGGUGGAGCACUGCAGCCCGUCUUCCUUCAAGUACGCCGAGUACUUCCUGCAGCCCAUGCUGCAGUCGCUGUGCGACACGAGCCCCGAGGUCCGACAGGCCGCCGCCUACGGAGUAGGAGUCAUGGCUCAGUACGGAGGAGAGAACUACCGCCAGUUCUGUACAGAGGCCAUCCCCCUGCUGGUCAGAGUCAUCCAAGCACCGGACUCCCGCUCGAAGGAAAACGUCAACGCCACGGAAAACUGCAUCUCGGCCGUGGGGAAGGUCACGAGGUUCCGGCCGGAGUGCGUCAACGUCAACGAGAUCCUUCCUCACUGGCUCAGCUGGCUACCGCUCAACGAGGACAAAGAGGAGGCCGUCCACACGUUCGACUUCCUGUGCGACCUCAUCGAGAGCAACAACCCCAUCGUCCUCGGGCCGGACAACUCCAACCUCCCUAAAAUCUUCCUCAUCAUAGCCGACGGCGUCGCGAACGAAUCGGUCAAAAGCGAAGACGCGUGCAGCAAGAGGCUCGCCAACGUCAUCCGUCAAGUACAGAUGUCUGCUGGAUUAUGGACACAGUGCGUUUCAACGCUGAACGAGACGCAGCAGAAAGCCAUACAGGACCUACUGAACACCGCCUGAGCCCCCCGUCACCUCCCUGCUCUUUCAAAAGAAAAAAAAAAAGAUAAAAGCCCACGAAGAAACGCUGAGCUCCUGGAUCUCCUCCAUACACUCCCUCUUCUUCCUCCUGCUCUGAUCUGUAGUGUGUACGGACGCCCGGCUUCUACCCCGACCACCGCCAAACCCCCCCCCCCGCCCUAUUAACAGAACUCCACUUACAAUUCAGCCGACCAGGGGAGCAGGUUGGACAUCGACGAAUACGGAGGAUAUCGGCCAUCCACCUUUAAAGACUUUCACCCUUUAUCCGAGGAAGCGGGAUUAAGAGUAAAGCAGUCAUCCAUGUCUUAUCACGUGUCUUCUAUCUGGACGUUUUGUUUCCAACCUUUCCCCCGACGUGACUUGUCUCGCUGUGCCCCGGAGGGACUCAUUCACCAAGUCGCCCAAUAUGAACUCAUCGGACAGCCAGGCUCAGAGGGGCCAUAGUGGGGGAAGCGGGGACGGGACAUUCUAAUGGACUGAGCUGUGGGACGAGUCGGAAAUGCACACUGGGCGAUCACUGCCUGUCUCCUGUGAAUUUAUUAUUUUUUUUUCUUUUUUGUAUUUCUAUUUUAUUCUCGUUCCGUGUUCCCAGUGUUACCUGGGUGAGGGGAGGGGGGAGGGGGUGGGGAUUAGUCUCUGUCCGCCUCGGCUCAGAGCCCACGUUUCAAAAAGUACCGGCAUGUUUGUUCAGUGGCUAACUUUAGAAAAUAUACAUAGUUAGGAAAUUUACUUCAUUGUUCUCUGGGAGAGUUGAGACGGAUUUUUAAAGCGGCUCUCCCUCCAUAGCCUUCCAGGGGGAGCCGCUGGGCAGGAGGUGCGUUCGCUGAACGGUUUCGCAGCCCCUUUAGGUAGCAAGCCCGAGAAAGAAGACUCUGAGAAAGAAGCGCAAUAAUCGGUAGUUUGGUCGCGAGGCGUUUCGGGCGAGUCGGAAGGAACGUGAAUUGUAGAGUAUUUGUAAAUGCUACCUUACACUCAGCGUUAUGGUUUUGACCCUUUGCAAGUCCUGCAGGAAUGUGGUGGAAUUCCAAAAACUACCAACAAUAAAAUACAUUUGAGAAUUCUG